Molecule: messenger RNA, 636 nt
Organism: Suillus discolor
Lineage: Eukaryota; Fungi; Basidiomycota; Agaricomycetes; Boletales; Suillaceae
Exons: 9
Coding region: 1-636 (211 amino acids)
Source: RefSeq, a predicted model, not a curated record
AUGGAUAUUCUACAGUUCGCAGUGUCACUUUUGACCGAGAAGGCAUCAAAUCAUGAUGUAGUCACGGCGGUCUUUGUGGCGCUGCCGGAAGGUCUAGUACUGGACAUCUUAGUUGAGUCAGCCACACCCCGAGUUGGGGCGGCUCAGCGCCUACGGCCCGCAGGCCUGAGCGUUUAUAUGUACUGCAUACACUCAGAGAACUACUGGCCCGUCUCCAAAGAAAUGCACAAGUUUCCACAACAUUACAGUCCUGUCCUUUUCGUGGGCGACUUUCAUUCAUUGUUAGUCCCUGGAGGAAUAGAAAUAUGCGACCUGUUGCAGAAAAUCCUCAAAGAAAUCGAAGAGAUCCUGACAGAUGCUCUUACAAUACUGUCCUGUAACACAGACCUGAUCACUGACGAAGAACAAAAGUCAUCCAGCCAGGAGUUCAGCAGGUGCCGUGCAUAUAUUGUAUUGUCUCAAAGGCUCAUAAACGUUCGUGUCGAGUUGAACAAGUACACGGCGUACCACAGGUUGACCGAGCAAGCAUGCGCGACGCAACGGGAAAAAAACUUCAGGAUGGGAUUCCUUGCAGCGGCCGCAGCAUGUGAAGUACCCGCAGUGGAUACUGGAACUAGGACGUCUCAUGAGAUCUGA